CUUCCCAUUCCCCGCAUUCAUGUCGCUCUACGUCAUGUAUCCCUCACACCUUCACGUCAACCGGAGCUUUCUCAGCUCGAAAUGUUCCUCGCCAUGCUUGCCCCAGGUCGUCGGUAGUGCAGCUCACUGGUGUGAUUCGGUGCCCAGGAGGCGUGUGGGAAGGAGUGUAACCGCGCAAGAAAUGAGACAAGAGCUGCGGCGCCCGUGAUUCGGUAGCAAGGUACUAAUAGAUCAAGCCAUCCGGUUCUUCUCUCGUGACGAAUGCUGCUUUUCUCUCCCUUCUCUCUCUAAUUCAAUCAAUCAAAUCACACGUUCACGACGAUAGCUUCAAGCUUCCCUCGAUCGUAGCUCCAAAGUCACACGUCACUUAGCUCUACUACACCCCAAAAUCAAUCACCAUGUCCAAGAAGGCUCCCCUUUUCCUCGGUCUCACUGCUGCCGGCGGUGUUGGCUACUACCUCUACAGCGCUGGCGGAAACCCUACCGCCGCGGAGAAGAAGUUUGAAAGUGACGUUCACAAGGCCUCCGCCGAGGUCAAGUCUCACCUCCCCGGACGAACUCCCGACGCCCAGAACAAGGGCGCGCAAGUUGGUGCCAAGUUCGACGAUGCCGUCGCUGAGGCCGACAAGAAGUUCUCUGCCACCAAGAGCAACGUCGAGGCAUACGCCAAGGACGCAAAGGCCGAGGCCCUGAAGAAGGUCGACGCCUUUGACAAGACCGUCGAGAAGGAAGCCGCGAAGGCUAAGAGCGGCAUCUCCAGCUGGUUUGGCGGCAAAUAAGUGCUACGAUUA
Messenger RNA from Colletotrichum godetiae, 791 nucleotides. RefSeq lists its product as uncharacterized. The record is from RefSeq and is a predicted model, not a curated record. The transcript has 3 exons. Lineage: Eukaryota; Fungi; Ascomycota; Sordariomycetes; Glomerellales; Glomerellaceae. Bases 399 to 779 code for a protein of 126 amino acids.